Mastomys coucha (southern multimammate mouse) is the source of this 3913-nucleotide messenger RNA. It is a transcript of the gene Slc4a1ap, whose product is annotated as solute carrier family 4 member 1 adaptor protein. Gene Ontology annotation, molecular function: mRNA binding; protein binding. The record is from RefSeq and is a predicted model, not a curated record. The coding region runs from base 28 to 2259 and encodes 743 amino acids. Lineage: Eukaryota; Metazoa; Chordata; Mammalia; Rodentia; Muridae. The transcript has 14 exons.
ACAUUUUGAGAUUGCACCCGGCGGAGGAUGGCUGAUACUACCUCUCAGCUAGAAGCGCCAGCACCUCAGGAAGUCAGUAGCGCGUUUAAGAAGCCUGUUUUGCCGGUGCCUCCCUCAGUACGGGGUAAGGCUCCAGCCUCCAGUCCCUCAGUUCCUGAGGAUGUGAAGAAGGAAUGUCCCACGGCACAGUUGGACUCUGGAUGUGGGGAGUCCGAGGUCCCGCCGCCGCAGUCAGACAGCGAGGAGACCGGGGAUCCACCUGUGGAGCAGCUCCGCUCCCCGCGGGUAGCUCCUGCUUCUGGCGGUCCGACCCGGGCUCCUCCAUACCAAGAACCAUCGUGGGGCAGCCCAGCCACGGCCCCCUACAGUCUCGAAACCCUGAAGGGUGGCACCAUCCUUGGCACCCGCACCUUGAAAGACACGAGCCGCUGCCUUUUCGGUAGACUUGCUAGCUGUGACAUAUGCCUGGAGCAUCCUUCCGUGUCUCGGUACCAUGCUGUACUACAGCACCGUGGGGCGGAUCCUAGCGGAGACUCUGACGGUCAUGAACAGGGCUUUUAUCUCUAUGAUCUGGGAAGUACCCACGGCACUUUCCUCAACAAAACUCGCAUCCCACCCCGCACUUACUGUAGAGUCCAUGUCGGGCAUGUUAUUCGCUUUGGAGGCAGCACUCGGCUCUUUAUCCUUCAGGGACCAGAGGAAGACCGAGAAGCAGAAUCUGAAUUAACAGUAACACAGUUGAAGGAACUGCGCAAACAGCAGCAAAUGUUAUUGGAGAAGAAGAUGUUAGGUGAAGACUCAGAUGAGGAAGAGGAAGCAGAUGCCACUGAAGGGAAGAGAAAUACAAGUGGUCAAGAUGAUGAGAUGGGCUGCACGUGGGGAAUGGGAGAAGAUGCUGUGGAGGAUGAGGCUGAAGAGAACCCCAUUGCCUUGGAGUUUCAGCAGGACCGGGAGGCAUUUUAUAUAAAGGAUCCAAAGAAGGCUCUUCAAGGCUUCUUUGACCGAGAAGGAGAAGAGUUAGAGUAUGAAUUUGAUGAGCAGGGACACAGCACUUGGCUCUGCAGGGUGAGGUUACCUGUAGAUGAUUCAACUGGGAAACAGUUGGUGGCUGAGGCCAUUCACUCAGGAAAGAAAAAAGAAGCAAUGAUACAGUGCUCUCUGGAAGCUUGUCGGAUUCUCGAUACGUUGGGCUUGCUACGGCAGGAAGCAGUAUCUCGGAAAAGGAAAGCCAAGAACUGGGAAGAUGAGGAUUUUUAUGAUAGUGACGAUGAUACAUUCCUUGAUCGGACUGGCCUGGUAGAGAAGAAGCGUUUGAACCGGAUGAAGAAGGCUGGGAAGAUUGAUGAGAAGCCGGAAACUUUUGAGUCACUGGUUGCAAAGUUAAAUGAUGCCGAAAGAGAACUCGCCGAAAUUUCUGAAAGGCUCAAGGCUUCAAGCAAAGUUCUGUCAGAAUCGUCAUCUCAGGAUUCUUUAGAUGCAUUCAUGUCAGAAAUGAAAUCAGGGAGCACAUUAGAUGGGGUGUCCCGGAAGAAACUUCACCUGAGGACUUUUGAACUAAGAAAAGAACAACAGAGACUUAAAGGGUUAAUAAAACUUGUAAAGCCAGCAGAGAUCCCAGAACUAAAAAAGACUGAACUUCAGACUACAAAUGCAGAAAACAAAACUAAGAAACUUGCAUUGCCUCUCUUUGGUGCCAUGAAAGGAGGAAGCAAAUUCAAAUUAAAAACUGGAACAGUUGGGAAGUUGCCACCCAAGCGUCCAGAACUCCCUCCAGCUUUAAUGCAAAUGAAGGAUGAACCUGAAGUAGAAGAGGAGGAAGAAGAGGAAGAAGAGGAGGAGAAAGCAAAGGAGGAGCAUGAAGAACAAGUGGAAGACGGAGGUGUCAGGCUGCCCCAGGAGCCGGAGCUGGAGCUGGAAGCAGCAGUGGAGCACCCAAGCGCUCCCUCAGAGCCCUCGUGCUCUAAGGAGACAAAAAGCCAUGGAAACAUAUCUCAACUCAGCCAUGUGGAGCAGAGUAAAGAUUAUCAAGAGAUGGGCAAAAUAAUGUCAUCACGUGAGGACCCUUCAGCAGCACCAGGGAAUGAAUAUAAAAAAGACAGCGAUGAAUUGAAGAAAAAGAAAUCUCCUGGGCCAGGCAAAUUUCCACCCAUACUUUCUUCCAAAUAUCCUGAGGAUGACCCAGACUACUGUGUAUGGGUCCCACCUGAAGGUCAAAGUGGAGAUGGCAGAACCCAUCUUAAUGACAAGUAUGGCUAUUGAUUGGUUCAGAGUCCCAAAGGAAGACCUUGUGAACCACAAGAUGUUUGGGAGGAGACAUCAAGUCAUGACCAGGGAUCAGAUGGCCAUUUGUAAAAUCUGGUGACUGGCUUUUUCUUCUGUAUCCCUGGCUUCCUAAAACUGUGUGCCUAUUGGAUUCUCCUGAAUUCCAGUGUUUAUAUUUAAGUGUCUGUGUAUAUAUAUAUGUAAAAAAGACAACCAUGUACACUGAGAGUCAGUAAAGCAAGAGGCGUGAUCCAUGGAUUGAGCCUAUGAUGACUCCCUUAAUGUCGAUUUAAGGCUAGAGCCUUUAAUAUGACAGACAGGGCCUGUGCUGGAUCCUGCUGCCACAGUGGGUGAGUCUUGCGGGGAGAGUGGGCUGUCCUUAGGCCUCAGUGCCCCCUGCCAACGCUGUAGAUGCACAACACAGCUCUCAGUCCGAGGGCAGAGGAGGGAGUUUAUUCUCAUCAAAUGUGACGGAAGAUAACUUGUCUCUGGUUCUGCAGCAUUCUAACCUUUCACAGUCACAGAGUUCUAAUACGGCAGCCAGUCAGCCUGGUAGUGUUCAGUGUGGGGACUUACACUAACACUUCUGUUGGCUGACCACUGCAGUUUAUGCAUGCAAAGGCUAAAUGCCUUUUUAGUACCAUGAUCUAACCAACCGAGCCAGCUGGCCAAUCCAAAUGUUGUUUUAUAUCUGUUUCACAGUGCUAGUAAGUCCCAUUCUAGAGACCUAAUAAAGAUGAAUCUGAGUGGGCAGGAAGGCAUUCUUCAGAGAGAGAAAUAGUUGAGAACCCGAACCAUAUUAAUAUUGUUAGCUAUCAUGAUUGGGGGGUCUUACUUCUCUCCAUUUUUACCAUCUGCAUGUAAUGUUUACACAAAUGUGAUAGGAAUAUUUUAUCUACAAUUAAAACAGGAAUAUGGAAUGAUCUAAAGAAGCAAAGUUAAAUUGGGUAUAAUAGCACAAGCCAUUAAUUCCAGCCCUUGGGAGGCAGAGCCAAACAGAUCUGUGAGUUGGAAGCCAUCCUGGUUCACAUAGUUAGUUCCAAGAUAGCCAGAGCUACACAGACAAGGACCCUGUCUCAAAAACCAAGAAGGAGGAGGUGGAGGGGAGGAAGAAGACGAACAGUGGUGAGUGUUGCAGAUGCGGGGAACAGGCAUUUUAACCCCUCUUUCCUAUUCUUCAGCUAGGCUGGAUAUGAUUUCAUUUCUAGUUCAUGUGAUUUGAUUUUCUUUUAUUUGUUUUUGAGUUUUUGAGACCAGGGUUUCUUUGUAUAGCCUUGGCUGUCUUGGAACUUCCUCUGUAGAUCAGGCUGGCUUCUAACUCAGAGAUCUUCCUGCUUCUGCCUCUUGCAUGCUGGGUUUAAAAGUGUACCAUUAUGUCCUGCUGAAAUUUUAUUUUAAUGUUUGUAUUUGAAAUAAUUUAUUCUUGAUUUUUAAAUCUAGCUUUUCUUGUUGAUUCUACAAGUUUCUAGUUGUAGGAACUGUUGGUCUUUAUUGUUUAAGGUAUUAUAACUCAUCUUUGUGACUAGUAAUGCUGUUUGGUAUUACACAGUAUUUUAGUUUGAGGAAGUAAAUGGACAAUUACAUUACAAAAGGAAUAUGAUCACAGUGCAGUAUCACUUACUCCUAUAAAUUAAAGUUUGAAUAUUUGAUA